Vanessa tameamea is the source of this 1886-nucleotide messenger RNA. Its product is annotated as UNC93-like protein. The coding region runs from base 233 to 1678 and encodes 481 amino acids. Gene Ontology annotation, cellular component: plasma membrane; striated muscle dense body. The transcript is spliced from 11 exons. Gene Ontology annotation, molecular function: potassium channel regulator activity. Gene Ontology annotation, biological process: regulation of potassium ion transport; regulation of muscle contraction. Lineage: Eukaryota; Metazoa; Arthropoda; Insecta; Lepidoptera; Nymphalidae. The record is from RefSeq and is a predicted model, not a curated record.
CACGGACUAGUCUGCCGGUACACUCGAAGAAACGCGCGCGCGCAGCGGAUUUCCGCACGAUUUAUUAUUACGAGUUCUUACGCGAAAACCGCGGGUUGUAUUAAUAAAUGUGAAAACUGAAUAAGGAAAAGACGCAACGCAACAAUUGUAAUAAAAACGGUGUCGCUUGUGUGUGUGAGUGAAAAGUGAAUACUAACUGUGUGUGAAAUUUAAUAUAUUAUAAAGAGUGAUCAUGUCAAAAGGUCAAGAUAUAGAGUUCAAGCCGAGGGAGACAUGGAGGAUCGCUAAAAACGUCGUCGUCAUCAGCAUCGCGUUUAUGGUUCAAUUCACGGCUUACAGUGGUGCUGCAAAUCUCCAAAGUUCAAUCAAUGCGGAAGCAGGACUGGGAACUGCAUCUUUAGCGGCGGUGUAUGCGGGUCUGAUCUUCUCAAAUAUUUUUUUACCUGUGGUUGUUAUCAAAUGGCUUGGCACGAAAUGGGCGAUGUCACUAUCUUUCAUCACGUACAUGCCAUAUAUAGCGGCUCAAUUGUGGCCGCGAUUCUAUACAAUGAUCCCGGCUGGACUGAUCGUCGGCCUGGGCGGUGGUCCGCUGUGGUGCGCGAAGUGCACCUACCUCUCUGUGGUCUCCGAAGCGCACAGCAAGAUAUCCAAUAUUUCGGCGGAGGCCUUGUUGGUGCGAUUCCUUGGUUUAUUUUUUAUGAUCUUCCAAUUAAACCAAGUUUGGGGAAAUCUCAUUUCAUCAUUAGUGAUCUCAUCAGGUGAUAAUUUAGCUGCAGUGACAGCAGUGAAUGCCACGAUGAUACAAAAGCUCUGCGGAGCCAACUUCCUGCCAAGCGCUGAUGCUGGAGAGGCCUUGCAACAGCAGCCACCUGAAAAGAUACAGAUGAUUGCGGGGAUUUAUUUAGCAUGUAUGGUUGGCGCGGCUCUUAUUGUUGCUGUCGGAGUUGAUUCCAUGAAAAGAUAUAAAACUGAUCGUAACGAAACUGGGUCAGGGUUGACGGGAGUCGCCCUGCUGGUGGUGACACUGAAGUUGCUCGUGGAACCCAACCAACUCAUGUUGGUUAUUAUCAACGUGUUUGUGGGCAUGCAACAAGCUUUCUUCGGUGCUGAUUUUACUGCGGCUUUCGUGUCUUGUUCGAUAGGCACGGGUACGGUUGGUUUCGUUAUGAUGACAUAUGGAUUAGCAGAUGCGAUAGGAUGUAUCGUAACUGGAUAUUUGGCCAAAGUAACAGGUCGGCUACCUUUGAUGUGUGUAGCUCUGGUGGCUCACUUCGGGUUGUUCGUGUCUAUAUUGGUGUGGAGCCCACAAGCUAAUCAGACGUACGUCGUCUACAUCAUUGCUGUAAUUUGGGGAGUAUGCGACUCAAUCUGGCUAGUACAAAUUAAUGCAUAUUAUGGUAUCCUGUUUCCUGGUCGUGAGGAAGCGGCGUUCUCAAACUUCAGACUUUGGGAAUCAGUUGGCUAUAUUAUAGCUUACGUCAUAUCUCCUUACAUGAGAACGAGUGCUAAGACCUACGUAUUAUUAGCUAGUAUGAUUGUAGGAGUGACAUUCUACUUCAUAGUCGAGUACAAGGACAGAAAGGCUAAGUCUUUAUCUAAGAAAUUGGAAAUAGAAAAAAUAUCGCCGUCGAAGUAUAUUGGGGGUCUUGACAAUACGGCUUAUCAAAAAGCUGAAUAAUUAGUAAAGAUGUUUUUAUUGACAGACAAGUUAAGAUUUUCUAUCUGGAUAAAGUUUGUGUAAUACGGUUUGUUUUUUUGAAGCUGAUAUGUAUUGACAUUCGCAUUGACUUAUUUUGAGACCCGGGUCUGGCCGUCCGGUUUGACACCUAAUAGAUUCUAGGUUGGCGGCGAACUAGUUAUAAGCUAAAUUUAUUGUAUUAGUUAUU